Messenger RNA from Liolophura sinensis, 4480 nucleotides. RefSeq lists its product as uncharacterized. The transcript is spliced from 5 exons. The coding region runs from base 345 to 3173 and encodes 942 amino acids. NCBI's taxonomy places the organism in Eukaryota, Metazoa, Mollusca, Polyplacophora, Chitonida, Chitonidae. The record is from RefSeq and is a predicted model, not a curated record.
CGACGCCAAACUAUGCCAAUAGCCGAGUGAAUUAUACAUGUACAUGCCUGAUGUCCCAAACCUGCAGGUGGAGAAGUCAAUGCUAAUCACUGACACCAAGCAUGGUAGUAUCAAGCAAAAGGACCAAUUGAACGAGAGUUAAUUUCAAUCAGCCAUGAGGACUGAUAAUUGAUCCACUGCAUACUGUUCACUGAGAAAGAAUUCAAAGCCAAAGUUUCCAGAAACGUUGACUAUUAAAGAGACUUUCUUUGGGCUUUGGACUUACUGAAGUUGACUUACAUGUACCACUGUCAUAUAUUUUACCAGCAAACAAGGUCUUCAACACUGGGAUUACUAGAGUUGAAAUGGAAGAUCUGCAUGAUUCAAAUGAAGCGGCCAGGCUCAUUAUGCAACCUCAAACUGAUCAAGUAUCUACCACUUUGUUAAGAGCGCAUAAGGAAGAAGGUGCAUUCUCAACUUAUGUGGAUAUCAGUAGCACUACCAAUAUUCUGCAUGAAGAAAAUAAUGGUUUUCGUGAAUCAGUUGAUGAUGUUGAUGAAAAGCCAGGUUACGAGGUACAUGUAAAGGAUGACAAAGCUACCUUCAACAGUUUGGAUCCUAAUGAAGAGUUAUCUUGUGUUAUAAUUCCAGCUUGUGAAGAGUCCAUGCAACCAAUGCCAACUGGUUGUGCUGGUAACACUUUGGUAAUGGAAUCCACCUGUUCUGGCGAAGUCUUCUCCUCUUUGCUUUCAGAAAGUGAGGAGUCGGGUAGCCCAUUAACUAUAUCAUCUGGUUUAGCAAAUGAUAGAGUGGACUCAUCUACAUCCAGUCAUGACACAGUGAAUGGGGUACAGCUUCCUUCAACUCUUGUAGACACAAACAUACCAGUCUUCGAAGAUCAAGAUUUUGAAACAAACCUUGAUGAAUAUUCCCAAACAACAAAUGAUCUAAUAAACGUGCCAGCAAAAAUGGAAAAGGGAGUUGUUCCAAAUGAAAAUGGCAAGGCAAAGGUAGAUCAAACAUUUUACGCCAUCAUGGUGCCACACGUUUCAGAUAUCUCAUCUUCAGAUGAAGCGAAUAAGAGGGUGACAAACCUUGAGCAUGGAUUUGAGUGUCCAGCUCAAAAAGAGGAUGAACCCUGUGGUCUAAACUCACCUCAGGGUGCUCAAACAGCAUGUGGCAAUUUUGGCAUGGUACAUGUAUGUGCUCAUGAAGGGAAUUCCCACAGUGUAACUUUAGCAGAGGAAAGUACAAGUUUUGAAGAGUCAAAUGAACAAACUUUAAUAUCUUUGUUAACAUACAAUGAUGUUCCAGAUGACUUGCAAACUAUAUCUUUAACAAGAGCGUGUUCUUGUAAGGACUCGAGUUCCGUCGUUCACAAAAAGGAAGAAUUUUAUAAUCCAGUUCUAAAUUACCCAAAUCCCUUUCUUCAAGGUUCAGAGGAAGAACAUAUUGAAAGACCAUUUGAUGAUGAUGCAGAUCAAAAUGCACCAGUACAACAUGUUACAAGUGGUUCUGAUGUUAUGUUCAACUUAAAUGAUCAAAAUACAAGCUUUUCUGUUCAAGUGUCCAAGCCCAAUAUCUACACUAUUGAGGCAAAAAGUAAAAUUAAUCUGUAUCAAGAGCUCCAAGUUCCAAGUGAAAAUGGCACUACAUUAUGUGACUGUGAAGAAUUAAUAAGCCCAAGUAAUCAAGCGUUUACAAGCCCAUGCCUAGUUCAUGAAAAAUUUACCGACAAAGUUGAUCAAGAGUUUACCUCUUUAGGUCCAAGUUUUAUUUUCCCGAUGCCCCCAUCUCCAUUACCAAAUAAUACGGUAUCCAGCAAUCCAUUAGCUGACCUCAACAGACCAAGUGAAGUACAGUGUGUUGAACACCAAGGAAGCUCAUCACCCCAGGGAAGCUGUUCACCCAAUGAAGAAAAUAUCAUUAGCCUGGUACAUUGUGACAAGGACAUCCCAAGUGAUCACCAAGGCCUUAGUUGUUUAGUUGCAGUUUGUGAAGAAAACACCAGCCCAAUACCAUCUGGUCAUCAUCAGUCUGAAAUGCAGACACCAUUGCCAGAUUGUAAGGAGUUGACCAACCUUCUUGUGAUUCCUAACAGCCAAUCUCACCAAGUGCCUUCAACAGAUGAAGUACUUUGCUCACCUUGUGAAAGUGUUGUACAUGAAGGACUGAAUGAUUCAGUUUCAAAAGAUCGAAACAGUGACACUUGUGAUCAUGAAGAUCACACUACAUUGUCAGGUUUUCAGGAAUUAAGCAACUUAUUAGCUAGUGAAGAGGAGACCAUCCCAUUGACAACAGUCAUUGAUAAUUCUGUAUCACAGUCUCUGGUAAAUGAAGAACUGAUUAUUGCAGUUCCAGUUGAUAGGGAGAAUGGCACAUCUGAUGGUACUAUGCCAGAUGGAGAAGAUUCAUUUGAUAAUCAUUCUGAUUUCUCUCCCUGUAAGGAGUCAAACAGUGUAGUGUCAAGUGGGCAUGUUCUUGUAGGCGCCAGUCUGUUUCCGUCUGCAGAAACUCUAUCUUCAUCACCCCCUCUUCAUGAAGAAACAGCCAACUUGACUCCAGCUAAUAUAAUCGAUGAUAUUUCCCACAGCCCAGAAUCAUAUGUCUCACCGUCCAACAUUUCUACACCAGUGAAUAGACUGAACACUUUUCAGCCUACAACUGAGAGUCAUUUUUUCUUGGACUGCUUUAAGGCCAACAAAGAAGGUAGUAAGCAGCUCAAAUCUUCCUCAGGUGACAGAGAUGAGCGGAUUCCCAGUAAAGUCAGAAUCAUCGAAAGAACAGAUACGGAAGUUCACAGUUCUGACCAGGCUGUUCCUGAUUGUGAGGCUUCCAGUCUCACCAGUCAACCCAAAUCAGACACGGAGCCCUUCUAUCAGGACACCAUUCGUGAUUGUGAAGCUUCAAGGCCAACCUAUCAACCCAGAUCAGACACUGAGUCAUUUUAUCAGGAUGCAGUACUGCUAAGAAGAAAUGAUGUGAAGCCCCAUAAUCUAUCACAAAACAGUGUGUUUAGCUGGGAUAGAGUUGACAUCAUCCAUGACACCCCAGUAGAAAAAGACAGCAACAGUGAAGGAAGUUUAUUUAAGGUAUUGCCACUGAAGACAUGUAUGAAACCAAGGAGAGUUGGCUUAUCUAAAAGGCAGAAGCUCCCACCUCUCCACCAUAAGGUUAGGAAGCCCCCAAUCUAACCCUCAACUGAGAGUGGGACAACCUGUGCCAUAGAAAUUUGACGAUGGUUUCUUCAUAUUAAACAUUGUUGCUAGUUCACACACAAUAUUUGUUUAAGGUUACACAUCUGGACAAUUGGGUCCAAGAUUUAUCUUUGGAAAUGAGAAAUGAAAGAAGACUGAUUUGAUACACUUUUUAGGUUGUUGAUGCGCUAUAAAUUUCUGCACUGCUGUUUUGCAUCUAGUUAAAAUAUAUCAGAAUUUGGUCUGUUUUGAACAGAACUGAAAACUGUUUGCGUAGUGUUGCUACCCACCUCCCUGGAGGUUACCAAGGUAACAAAAUGCUGUGACUUCAUUUCCAGCAAUCGCAGCUCAAAACAGUGGUGGUCGUGCUAGAUUAAUUUCUUGAUACGUUGUAGAGAAAAGAUCAAGAUGCAUGUGGUAGUGUGGCCUGAUAGCGUAUGAAUGUUAGGGUGUAUAUAUUUUUGAGGUUGAAGUUGACAAAUUUAUCACAUGAAUAGUAAACAAAAUGAAUCAGUCUUACCUUGUUACUUUAAACUGUACUAUGAAUUAUUACAACAUAAUGUAAGUUUAUUUCUGGAAUAUAUCUGUACUGGUGCUAUGCCCUUUCUUGUAACAUUUUGUUCAUGCUCCCUGUUUAUUAUAAAUUAACUGUGAUAUAGUUUAGCUGUGAUAUAGUUUAAUGUUAUUACCCAAUACCAGUAAUAGCAUUCUGAGUGAGCAGGGAAUAUUCAUAUAUUUGGAUGUAUUUAUAGUACUCUGGAACACAUCCUAAUGGGGUACAGCUAUUUUCUUAAGUCAGUUGGAUUUAUAUAAUGUCUUUAACUUUUUUUUUUAAGUUGUACACUGAAACGAGAGUUCACCAGAUUUGCUUUUAAAGAAAUGGGACAGGAAGUAUGGAAAGAGUAGUAUAUCAUUUACAUCAUUUUUAGUGACAAAAAGCAUAGAGGUAAUAGUUAAUCACUCUGAAUCUCUCCUUUUCUAACAAAUUUAGUAAAAAUUUAUGUAUAACAAUGUUUAUUGCCAGAAUAGCCUGUGGAAUACAUGGUUAUAAGAAGGAAGUGAAGUCUCUGAGUGCUGCAACUUGUGUGGGGUUUAUGAAAGGAAUUUUGAUGUGCAUAGUGCAAGUUCGUUGUUAAAUUUCUUGUCAUGUUCUAGAUUAAAACUGUUUUCAAAAUAAGUGACUUUCAUUCUUUAAAUUCUGUCAAUAAAAUAUGGGUAAAAAGGUUCAUUGUAAAAUAGCUGUUUCCCGUUUCACAUUUAGUCUUGUCAGCCUAUUAUUUAAAGUGAACAAAAAGGCAGCCACU